Messenger RNA from Cyanistes caeruleus (blue tit), 3136 nucleotides. The record is from RefSeq and is a predicted model, not a curated record. Lineage: Eukaryota; Metazoa; Chordata; Aves; Passeriformes; Paridae.
AUGUCUGACAUGCAGUACUGUGCAAUACUCCACGGGCACAGAGAGUUAUUACAGCUCAAUGUGAGAGCUGUUGACAGUGAACUAAAGCUGUUUUUGGAUCAGGUCUACAUAUUAAAUUUAUCAAAGAUCAAUUUUGUAGCCUGUCAGCUGUUUGCACUUUUGGCUGCAUUUUGGUUUCGUAUUUACUUGAGUCCCAGUCAUGCCAGCUCUGCUGUUCGCCAUGCAUUUGCCACCCUCUUUGGAAUAUACUUUGCUGUCUUCUGCUUUGGGUGGUAUUCCAUUCACCUUUUUGUCCUGGUGAUGAUGAACUAUGGCAUUAUGAAUAUGGCGAGUAUUCCCAACAUCCACAGGUACUCCUUUGUCGUAGCUAUGGGAUACCUCACACUGUGCCACAUAAGCCGAAUAUACAUAUUUCAUUAUGGUAUUCUCACUACAGAUUUUUCCGGAGGAUUAUGCUGUCCGCUGAUGAUAAUUACACAGAAGAUCACAACACUUGCAUGCCAGCUACAUGAUGGAAUAGGGCGACAAGCUGAGGAACUCACUGCUGAGCAAAAUCGGCUUGCUGUAAAGUCAAGACCUUCUUUACUGGAGUAUUUAAGUUAUCUCCUCAAUUUUAUGAGCAUCAUAGCAGGGCCUUGCAGCAAUUACAAGGAUUAUAUCGCCUUCAUUGAAGGGAGGCAUGUGCACAUGAAACUGUUAGAAGUGAACUGGAAGCAGAAGGGUUAUGACAGACUUCCUGAUCCUUCUCCAACUUCAAGACUUGGUUACCUGUAUGUUGUAACACAGGCAGCAAAACCAAAGUAUUAUUUUGCAUGGACGUUGGCAGAUGCAGUCAACAAUGCAGCUGGUUAUGGAUUCAGUGGAGUUGAUGAGAGAGGCACUUUCCGCUGGGACCUGUUGUCCAAUUUGAAUAUCUGGAACAUUGAGACUGCAACAAGUUUUAAAAUGUACAUUGAGAACUGGAACAUUCAGACAGCUGCCUGGCUGAAACGUGUCUGCUAUGACAGAGCUCCCUGGUACCCUACAGCUUUAACAUUUAUCCUGUCGGCCCUGUGGCAUGGUAUCUAUCCUGGAUAUUAUUUUACAUUUCUCACUGGAAUCCUUAUCACACUCGCAGCCAGAGCAAUAAGAAACAACUGCAGACAUUACUUCCUCUCGUCAGUGCCUCUUAAGAUAGCCUACGACGUUGUUACCUGGGCGGUCACUCAGCUGGCCGUGUGCUACACUGUCGCACCCUUCGUUAUGCUGGCUGUGGAGCCCACCAUUAAAUUUUACAAGUCUGUGUAUUUUCACAUGCACAUUCUAAGCAUCCUGGUGUUGCUCCUGUUACCAAUCAGACCUCAAACCCACUCUGUAAGAAGGGCUCAGAAUCAGGCCACGAUGAACUCUAUUAAAAGCAAAGUCAAAUGAUGCCUCCAAAGAAAACUGCCAGCAUUGGGAAAUCAAACUGUUAUAUUGUAAACAAAAAAAUAAGAAGAAAAACGGGUUGCAGGAGGAUUGAAGUACAAGACAAGUAGCAUUUCUGUUGGCUGUCUUAAAAUCAUACUGGAGAGGGCAGAGAAGAGCCUGAAUGACUGUAUUUCAAAUUAUUCCAGUUAAUGGAGAUUCUACAGGCAACGUUUACAGGCUCAUGGGGCAUUUCAUUUUUAUAAUAAAUAUUUUUAUGAAGUGUUUUUAUAUAUUUAAACUUUUUCACAGAGAGGCAUUUUUUUCUCUUUUACAGAAAUACACAAAUAUUAAUCAACAAAUAAUCUCAUGAUUAGAGAGAGGGACAGAAAGCAGCUAGUAAAGAGUUAGACCAGCUGCCUGAUAGCCUGGUGCUGUAGGCAGCUGUUAGGGGAAACUUUUCAUCUCUUGGUUGUGGAGAGAGAUGGAGCAAGUAGAAGACUACAGGCAUGAGGUUGCUCAAAGUGCUGGCACUGAAUUGUGCCCCAUCAGGGGGGAAGGGGAGCGGGGCUUUCCCCAGCAAACCCCGGGGCAGGGACUGCAGCCUGAGCUGGGCAGCAAAGGUACUUCACAUCCUUCAGUGUGACACCUGCUGUUGAUGAGGGCAAGACAAGUCCCUUGGGAAUCGGUGUCUGGGAGCACUGAUAACUGGCUAAGCCAAAAUUUAAAGCCAAGUAAAUGAACAACAAAAGGCAGAAGGGGAAACUCAAAUCUAGAGGAAAAGAAGGGACAUAGAGCCUGUGGUCUGUAGAGCUGUGCUUCUCUGAUGAUGCAGCUGGUGCUCAUUGCUACAUCAGCCUUACUUUGUAGUCAUAGUGAUGCAGCACUUCCUUUUUGGUAUCAAUUCGAGUGAGGAGCCAUACAGGGUUAGUGUUUUAAAACUUGCAGUUAUGGGUUAAAUCUGAAAAAGCUUUGUAGUGGAUCAGACUGUUCUACUCAAAAACAUCCCAUCUGAUGGAGGGGUUACAUUCCCGCAGAUAACACUAAUAGGAAACCUGAACAGUAAUUAUCACAGUCAUAAUAAAUCAUUCUCUACAAAAUAUUGUGAUGUGAUAUGAUCACCACAAGAGUCAAGACUGAGUCCUUGUGUGAUCUUGACAUAUGACUUAACUGUUGAUCCAAGUUUCCUUGCUUGUAAAGUCCUUGACUUACAGGGACAUUUUGAGGCUUGAUUCCUAAGCACUCGUUGUGCAUUGAGAUAACCUGCUGCAAAAUGCUGUGUCAGGGUUUUUUGUUUUAUUUUGUUUUUUUUUUUUCCUUAAAUCCACUUAACCCAGUAAAAUAGACUGGUACCCCACAUCAAAAGGAACUGAAACUUUUUUCUUAAAUGUUUUCCAGGAAUGUUUUUAUCAGGAUUUAGAAGCAGUUCCCUUGUUAAAGUAUUGGUAUUACUUUAUCGACAUUUAACUAAUGUGUGAUUGAGGAAAGAAUCUGCUGUUCACAGCAUUUUGAUUUUUGUGUCAGAUUAAAAUUUUGCAGAAUCCUAAUGUUUUGAGAAGAAACAAAUCAGUGAAACCAACACAAGUUCAAAAAAAGUGAUUUUGUUUUUUUUCCUCUGAUGGGAGUUUUUUGUCCUGUGCCCACAUUAUGAUUUGGAGCAUAGUUCAUGGAAGAGUUUAUUUGCUAAUUUAUUUUAAAGGGUAAGAUGGGAUUAAAAGAUUGAUCUAAAUAAACAAUUUGCUUUGUGUCA